ACCAGGCAGAGCAAUGUUACCACUGUGGGCGGUGUGUUCGGCGUAGUAGAGAUUAUAGGCACUGUAAAAAAAACUGUCGAAGCUUGGGGUUAGUACACCAUAGCGCUUCAGUGGUGGUGCACACUGGAACUCGUAUCAAGAGUGGUACCCUGCUGGUACUGGUGAGAGACAAGACAACCUGCCUCAUCAAAAUGCCUGCUGUCAAAUUACCCAGCAAACCAUCUGCCUUUUCACUGGGCAUAAUCGUGGAAAUGAUGCUGCUCUUAGGCGCGUUCGUCAGCGGGCUGAUAACUGCCGGAGCAGCAGGUGUAACGCAGUCGAGAUUUGACGGCCACUGUCCGCUGUCUGUGAGUGUAACGUGCGAAUCAGUCGGUUCAACACAGCACGAGUACAAAUUCCACUGGACCAACGAUGGCCUAUGUAAUUUCUGCGUCAAUCUGCAAAUUGCCGGGGUGGUGGCGUCCUUCCUGUUCACCCUCUACCGGAUCAUCGUGCUGUGUUACAGAAAGUACAACAUAGGCAUUUUGCGCAUCGUCACCACGGGAGCGUUCUCCAUCUACACCAUCCUGGUCCUCGCAGACGCUGCCCUCAUCACUAGUGGCUUCAAUUCCUUCUGCAACAGUCUCAUAUCGGCCUGCACAGUACACAGCGACAAAUCGUGUUUCGACUUUCAAACAUUUCUAAACUGGAGCAUAAUCAAAGUUGAUGGUUCGAGUUUCUACUCCACUUUGAGAAUAGCUGAGGUCGCAGCAUGGAUUUCCGUUCUGUUUUGGGUCGCCCUUUCCAUCUGGAACAUCGUGCUCUUUGUGUCAGCCAGGCGAGCCAACCGACAAAUGGUGCUGCCGCCAAGCAGCUCGAGUCUUACCACCGCCGCCCCCACCGCUGUCAAUAAACCACUGUGAAGCAACAUAGCCUAGUAUGGGACAGUGGCCUCUGAUUUGGUUGAAUGCACUCAUCGGUUCUUCAUCAAGGCUUCGCCAGGCUGUCGCACCCCUGGGGCAUGCCUUUCCCUGCGGUGGUGCUGAUAGUAACAAUUCUUAGGAGUGGCAAACUCUCUCGUGCCAUCGGGGCUUGAAUGACUUCACCAAACCCCGACACAGCGCAGGGCAUUGGUGGAGAAAAGAACUGAUGAGUGCAUAUAUACUUGUAAAUGUAAUACCACAAAUUUUCUUUUGUAUCGCGUAGUUGGUGAUUUCUUUCCAACUUGUGUUAUGUUCGGAUUGUAUUACAUCUCGCAUACAAUUCUCCGACCGUGGUUUCGCUAAUGCCGCUGAGUAAGAUGUUAUAUGCUGUAUAAACUUAAUCACCUAUGCAAAACUUUGGAAUGUAGUUUGGUUGCCGCUGUGUUGUCACAAGGAACUGGUUCUGUCCUGUCCCAUAAACACUUAUUCAAAAACAAGCAUUAAAGGGCUACGUUAUGGAGGCAUCAGACUAUUUCGCAUCUAGGUAUAGACUAAUCCGAUUAGACGCCAUAACUGCAGUGGCACGGCACUCGCACGCACAUUCUUUAGCUUGACGCGCGGAAACAUGUGGCAAAUCACGACAUCCUAUUGGUCGAAGAGGCAUGUAACGCGCGCGUACCACCUGUCCACGAGCGUUGUGCCACCGCGGUGAUGGCUUCUAAUUCUGGUGGUCGAAUUACACUAUACACUAUUGUUUUGAUGUCAUGUAUUAUAGUUGCGUGCAAAAAUGCAGUGCUGAAACUAUUGUUUUUAAAAUAAUUGCUUGACUUAUGUCUUUUGUACAGUCUUUAAAUCGUACUAAUAGGAAAAAACGUUCAGAUUUAGAUGGUUAUAAUACUGCAUGUAAAUAGUGAGGCUUAAGAAAUGUUUUAUAGCUUUAAAGUGCUGUUUGCAUGUGCCCGUAGCCAACACGCUAAUAUCAUGGCAUUACUUGUCCAUUAAUUAAGCAAUCUCGUGUUUGCCUCGUUAUCGCUAAGAAUACUUUCUUUAUAAGACCUUGUGUAAUAAUUGACCGAUGACUCACUUCGCUACUGUUUUGUGACUUUUUAAAUCGCAGAUGUACUGAUCAGAAGAAGAAACAAUUUAACUCGUACCAAACACAUUUCUUUACCUACUAAGGUAGGCAAGUUAGCUGGACAAAUCAUUUUUUAAAUUCAUUUCUGUUGGGUCCACGAACACCAUAAAGACGCUAAAGCAGGCUGUUACGUAAGGCGAUACCAUAAUAGAUCAGUAUUUUCUGUCCUGGUUCGAUCUGGGGCUAUUCCCUGUAGAAGCCUCGCUAGUUAUAAACAGAGGUGAGCAUAAUCAGAUCAGGUGCUGAAGGGAUGAGACACAUGCGCUACAUCUUCAAAAGAGCGUCUACAACAAAAACGUGUGAGAUGCGCGCCUUGCAUAUGAUGCAAGAUAUGGGGCGGAGACAACCUCUCCCCCGCCUUUGUGUUGGUCAUUGUUUGGUCGGAAUCUCAUGAA
Molecule: messenger RNA, 2432 nt
Organism: Acanthaster planci (crown-of-thorns starfish)
Lineage: Eukaryota; Metazoa; Echinodermata; Asteroidea; Valvatida; Acanthasteridae
Product: transmembrane protein 179B-like
Source: RefSeq, a predicted model, not a curated record